UAAUAUAAGCAGUUUUACAGAACUUUUAACACAAAGGUUCACUCUGAGACAUUUGUAGGAGAAAGAAUAUUUUUCCCCCUUACUUGCUAUUGCUUGAAACUGCAGACAUGCUGCAAGCAAGCAAUCCCAAGCAAGUCACCAUCAAAAUGACCUCCCUGCUGCAUGAAAACCUGUGUGAAGUUCACACUCAGGCACCUCCUCCUAGCAAAGACUUCCAUCACUUGGCAGUCACAAAAAAUGAGGUCAUCUGGAAGUCAUGGGUAAUUUCUUUUCGACCUAAUCAAGAAAAGAUUGCCCCAAGAGAAGUGAAGAAGCUCCACAAAGAUUUUUUGUUGGAUGAACAAUUACACAAGCAAAUACAAAGCAUUUUUGGAAAGAAAAUGAUGAACUACUUUCUCAACUUAUGUCAAGGACACUAUGAUUUCCUAGUUCGAAUGCCUGAGAAUUUGAUCAUCUACAUCUUGUCAUUCCUUAAUAUAGAGGAUAUUAGGCAGUUCUCGAAAACAUGCAAAAGAUUUUGGCAGUUGUGCAAUACUGAAGAUUUUUGGGAAAGAAUAAAGAAGUUGCAAGACAGAGACACUUUUCAUGUACUAAUGGCUUAUAAGAAGCCAAUGAAUAUCAGCAAAAGACCAGGCAACCUGAGACUCAUGCAAAGAAGACAAACCACAUUCUUCUGAAUCUGACUGCAGAUAGAACCACCUCCAGUUGAAUUGUCAGCCUCAUACUUUCUGUCAUAAGCCUCUUCAGAAGACUUUUCAGCACAGUCAUAGGACCUACUUGA
This is a messenger RNA of Pogona vitticeps (central bearded dragon), 781 nucleotides long. The record is from RefSeq and is a predicted model, not a curated record. NCBI's taxonomy places the organism in Eukaryota, Metazoa, Chordata, Lepidosauria, Squamata, Agamidae.